AUCAAUUAGUAAUUUAUGAUCUUUAUUCUCUUCUCCCGCCCACCCCUCCUCCUCCUCCUCCGCUACCAUCGUCAUCAAGAUUGCAACAGCACCACAGACUCGGGCCCCAACUCGCCGCCCUCGUCGACGACAUUGUCGGUGGGCGUGGUCGGUAGCCGCGGCUCACCGACCAGCGCGCCCAUCCAGGAGGAGAACGAGGAGGGCAGCCAGUACCAGCCCGGCCAGCGGAGCAGCAUCAACGACCUGCCGCUCUUCAGCUCGCCCUCCCUGCCAAACAUAUCGCUGGGCCGUCCGCAUUUAACCAACGCCCAGGCGGGCCAGGCCAACUAUGCCAUGUUCGCUGCACUGCAGCAGCAUGCGGCGGCCGCUGCCGCCGGAUCCGGUGCGCCGCCCGUGAAUGUGCCCGGCGUGGGCGUGGGCGUGGGCGUGGGAGUGGGCGUUGGCACACCGCCCACCUACUACAAUCCGCUGGCGAUGUCGUUCGGCGGGCGGCAGCCGGGGCCGCCGCUCUCGAUGAUGCCCGCCACGGGCAUUGCGCCGCAGCCGUCGCCGGUGGUGCGCUCCGCCUCGGCCACGUCCACGUCCUCGUCGCAGGCCUCGCUGGUGGGCGACACGGCGCCGCCGCAGGCGCAUGCCGCCUCCCUCACCUCGGCCUCGUCCUAUAUGCAUCUGAGCGGCAGCACUGCCGUCAAUCUCCACGCGGCCGUGGCGGCGGUGGCUGCUGCUGCCGCCGCUGGCUCGCUGCCGCCCUCGAACAGCCACAGCCACAGCCACAGCCACAGCCACGCCCAUGCGCUCUACAGUGCGCACCAGCAGCAGGCGCAGGCGCAGGCGCAGCAGGUGGCCCACGCACACGCGCCCAUCACGGACGCCCAGGUGGCGCAGGUGCAUCUGCACAAGCAGGGCCACCGUCCACUGGGACGCACCCAAUCGGCGCCCCUGCCCCUAGGCCAUCCCAUGCUCACGGGCGCCAGCCAGCUGAGCGUGGUGCAGACGCACUACGAGAACAGCGAGGCGGAGCGACAGGCGUACGAGCACCAGGUGCUCACGCAGAAGCUGCGCCAGAAGGUGCUCACGCGCAGCGACGCGGCUGCGGCGGCGGCUGUGGUCGCUGGGAUACGCGAGCCGCAGCUGCAGCUGCGCGAGGAGGAGGACGACACGGCGGCCGAGGUCAUGGACCUGACGGACAAGAAGAAGCCGCCCAAGACGGUGCUCACCAGCACGAUUGCUACCAGCACCUCGCAGAAUCUGCCGGAGGCCCUGGCCGCCGCCUCCUAUCGGGCGGCCGCCAAGUCCAGCAAGCUGCGGGAUCAGGAGUAUUUGCAGCAGCAGCGCGAGCUGCUCUACCUGCACGAGGAGGAGCUGGCCAAGGACCUGAUGCGCCCGCUCUCGCGCACCCUCAGCAGCCCCCUGGUGCCGGGCCACGGCCUCAGCCAGAUACCCGACACAGGGCAGCAUCCGACGCCCAUCGCCACGUCCUCGUCGGCCGACCAUAUUCCGCCCGUCAACCUGUCGCUGCCCCACAAGCGCCAGCUCUUCAGCAACGUCUAUGCGGCCCAGUUGCGACAGCAUCACCAGCAGCAGCAGCAGCAGCAGUCGUCGGUGGAGAGCGGACUGCCGGCGCACAAGAAGAUCACAACGGGACUGGCCUACGAUCCGCUGAUGCUGAAGCACGCGUGCAUUUGCGGCGACAACGCGCCCCAUCCGGAGCAUAGCGGGCGGCUGCAGAGCGUGUGGGCGCGGCUGAACGAGACGGAUCUGGUGAAGCGGUGCGAUCGACUGCGCGCCCGCAAGGCCACGCAGGAGGAGCUGCAGACGGUGCACACGGAGGCGCACGCGAUGCUCUUUGGCUCGAACCAGGGCCAGCUGACCCGGCCCAAGCUGGAGAGCACGCUCAGCGCGAGCUUCGUGCGGCUGUCCUGCGGCGGCCUGGGCGUCGAUCUGGACACCACCUGGAACGAGCAUCAUACGGCAACGGCCGCCCGCAUGGCCGCCGGCUGUGUGAUCGAUCUGGCCUUCAAAACGGCCAAAGGUGAAUUGCGCAACGGCUUCGCCGUCGUCCGUCCGCCCGGCCACCAUGCAGAGGCCAACCUGGCCAUGGGUUUCUGUUUCUUUAACUCCAUCGCCAUCGCCGCGAAGCUGCUGCGUCAGCGCGUGCCCGAAAUGAAGCGCAUCCUCAUCGUCGAUUGGGAUGUCCAUCAUGGCAAUGGCACUCAGCAAGCAUUCUACCAAAGUCCCGACAUUCUAUAUCUUUCCAUACAUCGACACGAUGACGGUAAUUUCUUUCCCGGCACUGGUGGCCCCACUGAGUGUGGCUCCGGUGCUGGUCUCGGCUACAAUGUGAACAUCUCGUGGUCGGGCGCUCUGAAUCCACCGCUGGGCGACGCCGAGUAUAUCGCUGCAUUCCGUACCGUUGUGAUGCCCAUUGCCAAGUGCUUCAAUCCGGACAUUGUGCUUGUCUCCUCGGGCUUCGAUGCGGCCACUGGGCAUCCGGCUCCACUUGGGGGCUAUCACGUAUCGCCCGCCUGCUUCGGUCUGAUGACACGCGAACUGCUCCAGCUGGCCAACGGCAAGGUGGUGCUGGCCCUCGAGGGCGGCUACGAUCUGGCGGCCAUUUGUGAUUCGGCGCAGGAAUGCGUGCGCGCCCUCCUCGGCGAUCCGGCUGCUCCCAUAGCGCCCAGCGAACUGGAGCGGCCGCCCUGCCAGAACGCCAUCAAUACGCUGCAGAAGACUAUAGCCAUACAGCAAACGCAUUGGCCCUGCGUCCGACUGCUGGAGCACACAGUAGGUCUGUCUGCGCUGGAUGCGCUGAAGAUCGAGCACGAUGAAUCUGAAACGGUCAACGCCAUGGCCGGCCUCUCCAUGCAGUCGCUGCACAGAACGCUCUCGCGUGAUGAUUCCGAAGAGCCGAUGGAUCAGGAUGAAACCAAAUAGACGAACGCGCCGCCCUGCAACGCCGUCCACGUCGCCUGCUCAACGGACUCUACUUAGUUAUUGUUGUAGUUGAAAUUAUUGUUGUUUUUAUUGUUGUUGAUGUCAUUUGUUGUUGCCGUCGGCGUCAUCGUCGUCAAUGUCGUCGUCGUCGUCGUCGUCGUCAUUAUUGUUGUUGUUGAUGUUGCUGUUGUUGUUGUAAUUGUCAUCAUCACGCGAACGUUUGUGGGUUCCUCGUCUGUCGCUUAGCUCCUUCUCUUUCUUUUACUCUCUCUCUCUCUCUCUCUCUCUCCCUCUCUACAACUGUCUCCCUCUGACUCGUUCUCUGCUCUGCCCGCAUCUUACUCUCUGUGGCACUCUAACUGUAUUUGAUACGCACAAGCCCCAGCAAACACACAAACUCAGAGAGACUGAGAGACAUAGCAACAAAUGUAACAAAACAAACAAAAAUUGGAACCAUCG
Messenger RNA from Drosophila navojoa, 3393 nucleotides. RefSeq names its product histone deacetylase 4 (gene HDAC4). Gene Ontology annotation, cellular component: histone deacetylase complex. The record is from RefSeq and is a predicted model, not a curated record. Gene Ontology annotation, biological process: epigenetic regulation of gene expression; negative regulation of transcription by RNA polymerase II. NCBI's taxonomy places the organism in Eukaryota, Metazoa, Arthropoda, Insecta, Diptera, Drosophilidae. Gene Ontology annotation, molecular function: histone deacetylase activity.